GCUCUCUGCGCUGCAUGGACCUCUCCUCGUAGACGACAACGACGUACUGCCUGUCACCCACACGCACACUGCCCCCUGAUCCCCCGAUCGCCCAGCCAGAGCACAGGCCAGAGCACACCACAGUCACCAGCAUGUACCACCCCUUCCCCACCCCGGCCACCCCCGGCACCGCCAGAGACCACUACUCCUUCCCCCCGCCGCCCUCCCUCCACCCCCCGCCUCACAUCGCCCACCUCCAGCACCCCCUCCACCCCAUCCACCACGCACCGCCCCCGCCCCCGCCCGCCCGCCAGUCCUCCUCCAACUCGCAGUCCGCCGGCUCCAGCCGCCGCGGCAGCCACGCCCAGGGCCAGUACUCGGACUCGGAGAGCGACGGCGAGGACGACAAGGCCGAGCGCGACAAGCUCGAGAUCCGGCGAGAGAAGAACAGGGUCAAGCAGCGCAACCUCCGUCUGCGACGGGCAAACCACAUUGCAGACCUCGAACGCGACGUCUCCACCCUCAAAUCCGAGUCCUCCUCCCUCUCCAACGCCCUCUCCAACGCCCAUGCCCGCGAAGCGAGUCUCCAAGGAUGGAUCCAUGACCUCGAAAGCGUCUUGUUCCGGAACGGCCUCGCAGCCGACGUCGAGGGUAUGCGCAGAGUGUGGGCAGAGCGCGGUGCUGGCUCGGCUGGCGCUGUCCCCGGUGUCGGCCCAGGCGCAGGAAGCAGGAGAGGCAGUCUGUACCCCCAAGCAGUCGGCACCGGCGUCAACGGCGACCCACUGUCAACCCUUGCCCGCGCAGCCUCUCAACAAACCCCAACCUACCCUCACCCGCAUCACCACCCCCACCCGCACCACCCGCACAGCGGCCACCCCACCAUGCAAAUGCCCGACCGGCCCACCCUGCCAAGACCGGGCUCCUUCUCGAAACCGUACGACAACCCAUACCCCACCCCCGACGUCGUCUGGCCGCCCAGCCGCGAGCCCGACAUGUCCCUCGGCGCCGGCUCAAGCCUGAGCGCCGGCUCCGCCAACGCCCCAGCGCCCGCGGAGGGCGGUAAGAGGAAAAGAGGCAACGACUGGGAGCCUUACGGCCUCGCCGGCGCCGGCGCCGGAGCCAUGCCCCCUUCCGCCUCUUCCUCUGCCCAGAACCCCAACCAGCCCCGCUCCGCCUCCUUCUCCCACCACCCUUCCCAGAACCAAGCAGGCCAGCAAGCCAUGCCCGGCCCGGGCAUGUCCCGCCGCUCAGACCCUUCGCUCAACACUCUCCCGCCCAUCCACGCGCUCCCAAACGCCUCGGCCGCGGGGGGUAGCCCCGCUUCGACCCCUACCGGUUCUGCCGCGGGGUCGUUCUUCCCCCCCGGCGCCUCUGCUUCCACCUCCUCUGGCGCAUUGUCGGACGACAGGGGCUCACAAGGACAGGGGCAGGGCGAAGGUAAAGUGUCGCCCCGGUUGAUCCGCAUAAGCGACCUCGUCUCGCCCUCCCACGCCGGGGAGACGUUCUGGGGGCACGGAGAGAUCAAGAGGGGGAGUAUCGGUCUUUCUCCGAAACAAAUCCCAACAGACCCUCUCCGCCUGCCUCCCUUCCGCCUUCAAGGAUCAACAUCGUCUACAGCGUCGACGGCUUCUUCGGCGCCAGGAGGGCAUGGGGGACACGAGUUGCCACCGCCUUUAUCAGAGAUGAGGGCGUAAAGCACCUUUUCACUUUCAAUUCUUCUCUGCCGGCCGUGCAUUCGUUGGUUGAGCUUUUUGUGGUUUUGGUUUUUUUCAGCUGGGUGUAGG
This is a messenger RNA of Cryptococcus amylolentus CBS 6039, 1763 nucleotides long. RefSeq lists its product as hypothetical. Gene Ontology annotation, molecular function: DNA-binding transcription factor activity. The record is from RefSeq and is a predicted model, not a curated record. The transcript has 4 exons. The coding region runs from base 132 to 1673 and encodes 513 amino acids. Gene Ontology annotation, biological process: regulation of DNA-templated transcription. Lineage: Eukaryota; Fungi; Basidiomycota; Tremellomycetes; Tremellales; Cryptococcaceae.